This is a messenger RNA of Hemicordylus capensis (graceful crag lizard), 3304 nucleotides long. RefSeq names its product PWWP domain containing 3A, DNA repair factor (gene PWWP3A). NCBI's taxonomy places the organism in Eukaryota, Metazoa, Chordata, Lepidosauria, Squamata, Cordylidae. The coding region runs from base 283 to 2472 and encodes 729 amino acids. The record is from RefSeq and is a predicted model, not a curated record. The transcript is spliced from 15 exons.
ACUGAGAGGCGAAAGAGCAGGAAGAGGUCGGGGUUGGGCGGGGCCUAAGGGGGGUGCGUGCGGCCCGUUGCGUCAUCAGCAGCCGCAACGACCUAAAAAGUAAGGAAGAUGGGCGCGAGGGCGGCCGCCUCGGGAGUCCCGAGUUCGAGCCCCGGCCUCCCCCACCCGAGAAACCAGGUAGAAAAAUAGCUGGUUGGAGGCGGCUGGACUGGACCAUUGGUUGCCUUGACAUGUGAGAAGUCUCUUUCUGGAGGUAUCCACUUUCCUCUGCCAGCCGCAGCAAUGACUGAAGGAGAAUACGUCCUUUGCAAGUGGCGGGAGCAGUUCUGGCCCGCCAAGGUCUUGUCCAGAAGACAGCUGUCCAACAGUGAUAAAGGGGCCUCCCUCCGUGUCGAAAUCUUCUCUCUGAAUAAACAGGCCGACGUGCUCUGUGCGGAUACCGAACCCUUGAGCAAGGAGAACAUUGAAGCCAUCGCCUCUCAGCUAGCUCAGAGCAAGAAGGUCCGCAAGCCCGUGAAAGAGCUGAAGUACCGGAGAGCUCUGCGUAUGGCUUUGGACAUCCUGACUCUCUCCAAAGAAGAUAGCCCUUCCAAAAGGAGAGAGAAGCCAGCUUCCAACAACGUAACCAAAGAGGGGCCUUUAUCAAUGGCCGUGGCUGGCUGCCAGCAGCUCUCUUCUGAAAAGGACAUGCGGAAGAGGAAAAGAGAGGAACAGGCUUCGGAUGUACCUACAUCAUCGCCGGGUGCAGUCCAAGAAAAGUGUAGCCGGUUCCCCAGGGACAAGACGGAAGGCUCUUCCGAACGUAAACCCUCUGCAUAUGAACUGAGACCCCUUCCAAGCCGCAGGGAGUUGGAUACACGAAGCUGUCACACUUCCAGAACCAAGACGCCAGGAACAAAGGACGCCCAGCUCAAAAAGUGGCCCAAAGCCAGCCCCACCAGAAAAUCGCCACGUUUCUCAAAGGAGGCCGAGAGGUGCUGUCAGGGUGAAGAAGGGUCUGGUGAGAACAGCAACUUCUCCUUGCCUGGCCCUGAGCACUUGCCUAGGACAAGCACCCCAAACAACCCUCUCCGCAGCUCUUGCACCAGAAAAAAUCCAGAUGCAAAAACUAGGCUUAAGAAGAAUCUGCUGGACUCCCUUGUUGAGUGUGGGUCAGCCAAGCUCCCGGAGACCAGACAGCCUUCCCCAAAGAAACGUAGGAAGGCCUCUGGCAGGAGAUACACGGAGGACUCUCAAGGAACCCGCCUAGAACUGUGCGACGUGGCUCAGUCUCCCUCCCAAGGAAAGCCACUCAGGAGUUCCCCCAAAAACUCCAACUGUGGAGCUGCUCUUGAAGAGCCAGUUUUGGAACCUCUGAAAAAGAACCAAAGUGGUCUUGUGAACACAGCCCAGAGCCUCCAGUCUCAUGACCUUGAAGAUGGAGAAGGGUUAGGACCCACCUCUGAGCUGCCCUUGAGUCCUCCAAGAGAGAGCUCAGUUUUGGGGGAUGAAGAGGACGACGAAGAACUUCCCAGUAUCCUCCUGAAUCAAGAGCCCUGUUCGAUUGAAGCAGGGAUGCUGGUUUGGUCCAAGCUCUGGAGAUACCCCUAUUGGCCAGCAGUGGUGAAGAGGGUGGAGCGGAAAGCCAAGAGAGCGAGUGUGCUCCCGAUAGAAAAAGACCUGGCCAAUGAGAAGUCGAAGGGUAUCUGUGUCUCUCUGAGAAACCUCAAACACUUUGACUGCGAAGAGAAGCAGGUGCUGAUAGAUAAAGCCAGAGAGGAAUUCAGCCAUGAAAUUAACUGGUGCAUUGGCUUGAUAAAAGACUACAGAAUCAAAGUAGGUCUCCACUGCUUCACGGGAUCCUUCCUGGAGUAUUAUGCCAGUGACAUGAGCUACCCAGUGAGAAAAGAGGCCCAGUGGCAACUCUCCCAGAUGGCCUUCCCCAGAAUAGAGAUGGACCUGAAAGGAUCUCUCUCGGGGGAGACACCCCCUAAGCCCACUAAGAAGGUUCUUCCCGACCGGAUGCGGGCGGCCAGGGACAAGGCCAAUGAGAAGAUCGUGAAGUUCAUUGUGAAGGCCAAGGGGGCGGAAGAGCACCUGAAGGCCAUCCUAAAGAGCAAGAAGCCGUCUCGGUGGCUGAAGCAGUUCCUCAAUGCCCCUCCUUACGUGACCUCCAUCGAGACAUACCUGGAGGAUGAUAGCCAGCAGGACCUUGUGUUCAACUACUUGCGCGAGGUCUACCAGAAAGUCAGUGCCAAGAUGCUCCGGCUGCGAAACGGAGACAGCAUCCAAUUCAUCUUGGAUGUCCUCUUUCCAGAGGCAAUCAUAUAUGCCAUUUCAGCCGUGGAUCGGAUAGACUACAAGAAAGCAGAAGAAAAAUACAUCAGAGGGCCUUUGGUCAGCCAGAGGGAAAGAGAAAUAUUUGAAGAAGAAAUCUUGGAAAAGAAGAGGAAGCAGCACCUCCAGGAGUCUUAUGCGGAAGACAGCUUGUAAAGUUGGCCACUGUAACGGUGUCCAAGUUGGCACAGACCUGGUGUGUGUACAGAACAGAAAUGGAAAGCAAUUAUUUUGUAUAGAUAAUGAACUUCUAUUUUUUAAAAUAGAUAUAUAUUUUAAAAAGCUUCAGUAUAAAUAUGUAACCUUCUCCCUGCUUAGCCUUUAUCCUCUUCAUCCCGAUUGCCCUUUGCACUGCAUUUCUUGUGGGAGUAAAGUCCUGGAGCUGCUGCUCUGUAAGAAUCACCCCAGUGAAAGGGGGCUUCGGAAUCCCAGAUCUGUGAGUCGGAGGGUGGGGGCAGUGGUGGUUUGCGAGCACGUCUGUUUCCCAGGCUAUCCGCCCUGUACUCCCACACCCCCACCAACUGGCCAAAAGGUAUAGUAGGUUUUUGAAUCAAUCCCAGAAACAUGCUGAACCUGUUUGACUGGAAGUUAAAGUAGACUGAGUGUACGCAUUGUGAACAGCCAACUAUAUAUUUUUUUUAGCAACAUCUUGGCAAUGAGCCGUUGUCCGUCUCUGGCCUUGCCAAAUCCAGAAUCGCACUUCUCCAAACACUAUGCUGUUGAUACACAGUGACUCCUGCCUCAUUUGCAAACCUCUUAACAGCAUGGGAUAGAGAGGUGUCUUUUCCCACAGCAAGAAACAACCUCUUUCAGGCACAUGUUGACCUCGAAUCCUAGAAUGAAUUUUUCUUUUUAAAAAAAAAUACAGAGAUUUGCAGGAGCUAAAAUUUCCAAUGUUUCUGAAUUGCAUCAACUCCCCGCUAAACUUCUCGCUUUGUACAACUUUUUUUUACUUAAUAAACUAUCAUAUAAAUUGGUCCUACCUGAA